AUGCAGGGCCAAACGAAGAUGAUUAUAUUUGGCACGGUAUUAAUUGUAUACGCAAUUCAAAAUGGAGCACUGUCGCAAGAGCUCCCCUCUUCGUCCAAGUGCUAUAAUGACAUUAAGAAAGUAGGGGAAAUGUUUUGCACAAUGACUGGUCAGCAGGGAUUUAUGACUUUUUUUUGGCCGGACCUUGUGGUACUAUGCACGGACGCCUACUUAAACCUCAGCAUACCAUUUAAAGUUACAGGGAACAAAAUAGUUACAUGUCCUCAUGAAUUGAAGAAACAAUUUGAUGAGUGGGAGAAACGUUGGUCGCAAAAUAGGGAGUCUGCUAAGGAAGCUUUGUGCGAUCACACCGACGGAAAUUUUUGA
Molecule: messenger RNA, 366 nt
Organism: Ixodes scapularis (black-legged tick)
Lineage: Eukaryota; Metazoa; Arthropoda; Arachnida; Ixodida; Ixodidae
Exons: 4
Coding region: 1-366 (121 amino acids)
Source: RefSeq, a predicted model, not a curated record